AGGAAUUAAGUGCAGAAUGGAUUUACGUGAAAAAAAAUGGGUUUAUGCUAAAGGAAGAUAAAAGAGUAAUUUUAUAUCUCCAUGGUGGUGCUUAUGCUCUUGGUAGUAUUGGGACUCAUCGUAACAUCAUUUCGGGCCUUGCAAAAGCUGCCGAUGCUCAUGCCUUUGCUAUUAACUACCGAUUGGCUCCUCAAAAUCAAUUUCCUGCGGCCCUACAUGAUGCACUAGCUGCUUAUUUAUAUCUUACUGAUCCACCAAAAGAUGCUGGUUUCAGCGCUAUUAAUCCUAAACAGAUCGUAAUAGCGGGUGAUAGUGCCGGGGGCGGUCUUACCAUUGCUACAUUACUGGCACUACGCGAUACUGGUUUACCGAUGGUUGCUGGCGCUGUUGGUUGGUCACCAUGGGUUGAUCUAACACAUAGUAUGCCGUCCAUCUUAAGCAGAGACUGCGACAAAUCUGAUUAUCUUCCACCUUACACUUUACAAUUUCAUCCUUCUAAAGCUUUGGAGAAAUUCCUUGAAAGAUCCGCUGCACUCUCUAAAAAAAUAAAACAAUCAAAUAAACCAAAGAUAUGGCACAAAUCUUUUGAACGAGAAACUCGAGUCCAACUUUAUGCUGCUAAUGAGGCUGUGUCAAUUCCUUAUGUAAGUCCUUUGUGUGCCGAAAGUCUGGGUGGAUUGCCACCCAUAUUGUUGACUGCUGGUGAUGGAGAAAGGUUACGUGAUGAGGUUAUUUAUUUUGCAUUCAAAGCUAGUCAACCUUCAAAGUAUUUAUUGCCAAUAUAUAAUGCUGGCAAGUUUGAGAAAUCACCAUUUAAAACACCUACAAAUGUCAUUCUUGAAAUUUAUGAAGAAAUGCCCCAUAUGUUCCAGAUGUUCGGAUUCAACGAAUUAGCUAUAUUUUCACUUCAGCGCACGGCUGAAUUUAUUCAUGAAGCUGUUUCGUCAUCUUCAGGAAAAUCCACAUUAAACCAAAUGACAAACUCAUCAAAUUACAUUAGAAUCAGUACAAAUAAGCAAAUUUUGCCAUUAAGAGAAUGUCACUAUUCGGUACUUGAAUGGCUAAAUGUUGGUUGUGCGCCACCUGUUAAUGUGAAAUCACCUAAGCAAAUUAACAAAGCUAAAAACAG
This is a messenger RNA of Racocetra persica, 1129 nucleotides long. The record is from the annotation of a GenBank genome assembly. Lineage: Eukaryota; Fungi; Glomeromycota; Glomeromycetes; Diversisporales; Gigasporaceae.